Molecule: messenger RNA, 1596 nt
Organism: Adineta ricciae
Lineage: Eukaryota; Metazoa; Rotifera; Eurotatoria; Adinetida; Adinetidae
Source: the annotation of a GenBank genome assembly
AUGGAUAACGUAAGUUUGAUGACUAGUCAUUCUCGUCACACAUCGAAAGUCCCGUUGUCAUCAAAUCGUAAUAAUCCUGCAGCAAAUCUUCCUGCUUUGCAUAUACCUCCGAUGUCUGAUGCAGCAAUGAAACGAUGGUGCGAUGCUCGCGAUGCAUAUCUCGGCCAUCAGUAUCCAUAUGUACAAAGUCAACAAGAGACGAAAUUCAAACCAAAAUUAAGACAUAAUUAUGAAACAAUAUCGAUUUUUACUAUUGAAUCGGAUCGACUAAGUAAAACCAAUCUUCGUCAAUCAUUACAACAGCAGCAGAAAACUCGGAUAGUACAUGAUCAUUUCGAUGAUAAGUGUAUCGGAACAGAGUCAAAUGAAAAAAAUACAUUUAAAACAGAUAUUGAACAAGUAGAUGAAGCUAUUCAAGUCGAUUUACCAUCCCCGCAAUUCGAAUUACAUCAUGAAUAUGAUACGACUAUGGUAGAUGGUGAACAACAACAACAACAACAUACAAAAGCCAAUGUGGAACCGAUUGAAUAUUGUGAUAAAGCAGUAGAAACAGAUCCGAUUUCGAACAAUGAAACUGAGAAUGUUACUACGCAAACAAACACGGAAAAAUCCGAACCACCUUAUGUUAGUCAUCGGUACUUUGAUGAUGACGAUGAUGAUACGAAAACGAUUCUUUCAUCAACUGAUUCAAAUGUCUCAUUUUCUGAACAAUUCAGAAGAUUACAACAUCGAUUCAAGCGAUUAUCGAAAGAAAGACGUUUGUUAAGUUGUCUUCUACUUAUUUACGUUCUUAUUAUGUUAGGUUUACUCGUUGUGAUAAUUUUUCUAAUAUGGACAUUUCCAGGAAAAUCGUUAGUUCUUGGCCAAGAAGUCACUCAAAUUAACUCUGCUGUUAUUGAAGGCGUGGCGCAGUAUGGUGAAGCGUGUACGAAUAACAAUGAUUGUAAACGACCUUUUACAUGCUUUAAAAACCGAGCAUCAUCAUCAGGUAUAUGCCGAUGUGCAAUAAACUACACUUUAGUUAACAACCAAUGUAUUGGCGAUCUGGAUGCAAUAUGUACGAAAGAUAAGGAUUGUCAACGAUAUAUGCUCUGUUCAGGUAUGGAAGAUCGGACACGACGUUGCCAUUGUCAAAACCUGUAUCAUUAUGAUUUCGAUCGAAAGCAGUGCCGUGGUGAAUAUGAUGCACCAUGUCAGACAACAACUGAUUGUCUCUCUAAUUUAAUCUGUAACAAAACAGCAACAGCGUCGACAUGUUCAUGUGAACUGAAUUAUCGAUAUUACUCACUGGAACAUAAAUGUCGAGGAGACUCAGGCGCAGUUUGUGAACAAGCGACUGCCGAAUGUAUUGAAAAUGCUGAAUGCCGCGAUGGCGCAUGUCAAUGUGCAUUUCAAUUUAUACCGGACGAAAGUCAAAGAUGUGUCGAUCCAUGCCCAAGAAUAGAACCGAAUCCAGUGAGAAUCCGUUAUCCUGGUAAUUGCCGACGAUUCAUCGAUUGUCAACAGAGAACGAAAGGUGAAUGUCCGCAGAUGACGAUAUUCAAUUUUCGUACUCAACUUUGUGACUAUCCGAAAAAUGUCAUUGAUUGUCGAUGA